This is a messenger RNA of Mandrillus leucophaeus (drill), 1775 nucleotides long. RefSeq names its product oxoeicosanoid (OXE) receptor 1 (gene OXER1). The record is from RefSeq and is a predicted model, not a curated record. Gene Ontology annotation, cellular component: membrane. Gene Ontology annotation, molecular function: G protein-coupled receptor activity. The transcript has a single exon. Bases 77 to 1348 code for a protein of 423 amino acids. Gene Ontology annotation, biological process: G protein-coupled receptor signaling pathway. NCBI's taxonomy places the organism in Eukaryota, Metazoa, Chordata, Mammalia, Primates, Cercopithecidae.
AGGGUUCCCCUUGGCCUACAAACAGGAACACAGGGUGUUUCUCAGUGGCUGUGAGAAUACUGAUGAAACCCCCCGGAUGUUGUGUCACCGUGGUGGCCGGCUGAUAGUGCCAAUCAUCCCACUUUGUCCUGGGCACUCCUGCAGGGGUAGAAGACUCCAGAACCUUCUCUCAGGUCCUUGGCUCAAGCAGCCCAUGGAACUUCAUAACCUGAGUUCUCCCUCUCCCUCUCCCUCCUCCUCUGUCCUCCCUCCCUCCUUCCCUCCCUCACCCUCCUCCGCUCCCUCUGCCUUUACCACUGUGGGGGGGUCCUCUGGAGGGCCCUGCCACCCCACCUCUUCCUCGCUGGUGUCUGCUUUCCUGGCACCGAUCCUGGCCCUGGAGUUUGUCCUGGGCCUGGUGGGGAACAGCUUGGCCUUCUUCAUCUUCUGUGUCCACACGCGGCCCUGGACCUCCAACACGGUGUUCCUGGUCAGCCUGGUGGCCGCUGACUUCCUCCUGAUCAGCAACCUGCCCCUCCGCGUGGACUACUACCUCCUCCAUGAGACCUGGCGCUUUGGGGAUCCUGCCUGCAAAAUCAACCUUUUCAUGCUGUCCACCAACCGCACGGCCAGCGUCGUCUUCCUCACAGCCAUCGCGCUCAACCGCUACCUGAAGGUGGUGCAGCCCCACCACGCGCUGAGCCGUGCUUCCGUGGGGGCAGCUGCCCGGGUGGCCGGGGGACUCUGGGUGGGCAUCCUGCUCCUUAACGGGCACCUGCUCCUGGGCACCUUCUCCGGCCCCUCCUGCCUCAGCUACAGGGUGGGCACGAAGCCCUCGGCCUCACUCCGCUGGCACCAGGCGCUGUACCUGCUGGAGUUCUUCCUGCCACUGGUGCUCAUCCUCUUCGCCAUCGUGAGCAUUGGGCUCACCAUCCGGAAUCGUGGCCUGGGCGGGCAGGCAGGUCCGCAGAGGGCCAUGCGCGUGCUGGCCGUGGUGGUGGCCGUCUACACCAUCUGCUUCUUGCCCAGCGUCAUCUUUGGCAUGGCUUCCAUGGUGGCCUUCUGGCUGUCUGCCUGCCGCUCCCUGGACGUCUGCACACAGCUCUUCCACGGCUCCCUGGCCUUCACCUACCUCAACAGCGUCCUGGACCCUGUGCUCUACUGCUUCUCUAGCCCCAACUUCCUCCACCAGAGCCGGGCCUUGCUGGGCCUCACGAGGGGCCGGCAGGGCCCAGUGAGUGACGAGAGCUCCUACCAACCCUCCAGGCAGUGGCGCCACCGGGAGGCCUCUAGGAAGGUGGAGGCCAUAGGGAAGCUGGAAGUGCAGGCCGAGGUCUCUCUGGAAAAGGAAGGCUCCUCCCAGGGCUGAGGGCCAGCUGCAGGACUGCAGUGCUGUGGGGGUAAGGGCUGCCGCACUCUGGCCUGGAGGGACAAGGCCAGCACACGGUGCCUCAAGCAACUGGACAAGGGAUGGCAGCAGGCCAGGGUCCAGGCCAAAGCACUGGCAGGACUCAGGUGGGUGACAGGCAGAGAAACCCGCCUGGGCCUCUCAGUGUGUCCAGGAUGGCGUUCCCAGAAUGCAGGGGAGAGCAGGAUGCCAGGUGGAGGAGACAGGCAGGGUGCUGUGGGCAUGCCAGCUCAGACAGGGACCUGUGCAGCUGCAGGGGCCAGAGGCCAAUCACUGUCACAGCAGAGUCGCCUUAGAAAUUGGACAGCUGCAUGUUCUGUGCUCUCCAGUUUGUCCCUUCCAAUAUGAAUAAACUUCCCUUCUAAAUAUAUUUAUUUGCAAGACCAAA